AUGCCGUCCGUCAUCAAGUAUUCGCAUCCUUCGCUGGGGGUUGUACAAGGGUUAGCAUCUGCCUCCACCCAUCAGUUUCAAGGCGUACCCUAUGCGACGCUGGCGAAUGGAUGGGCAGCCCCGUCGGUGGUAGAAGGAGAUCCAAGUGGCUCGAUUGAUGCUACAACGCCUGGACCAACAGCUCCCUCCCCGCCGAUGGGGGUGGAGAUGGAGUUUGCUCACCUGCAGCAGCGACUCCCCACCCCCAACCUCCAUCAAUCGGCGACCCAAUGUCUUAACUUGAACAUCACCGCGCCUGCUGAUCACUCCCGCGAAUCCCGUCUGCCCGUCAUCGUCUUUCUGCAUGGUGGAGGGUACGCGAUUGGCGCCAAUUCCUGGCCGCAGUACGACUUUCAACGGCUGGUUGAAUUGUCGGUCCGGAUUGGCCAACCCGUCAUUGGGGUCAAUGUCAACUAUCGAUUGGGAGCGUGCGGGUUUCUGACCUCGGAAGAGCUGAUAACACGUGGCUAUCCCUCUAACAGGGGCCUUUUGGAUCAACGAGCGGCUUUGCUAUGGAUCCAGAAGUACAUCGCAGGUUUUGGCGGAGCGCCGGAGAGCGUUACGCUGGUCGGCCAGAGCGCAGGUGGAGUUUCUGCCACCCACCAUCUCCAAUCAGAAUUGCCUCUAUUCAAGCGCAUGGUGAGCAUGGGCGGCACGAAUCUCCUCAUGAGGCCCCUUCCCGACCCAGUGACCGAGCUGACCUAUCGCGGGUAUGUGGAUCGACUGGGACUGGGCUCACUUUCCGCCGCGGAGCGGGUUCAGGCCCUGGUGGCGUUGGACGAUGAGAAGAUUGUCGCUGCUUUCUCCCCGGCGGAUGCCUUCCUGCCAGCGAGCGGGGGCGAGCUGGGACUGAUAGACCACACCUAUGCAGAGAUCUACGAGGGCGAUGCUGGUCCCCUUGUGCUUCCCGGACGCAGAUGGUGCGAAAAGAUCAUGAUCGGGGACUGUCAACUGGAUGGCAGUAUCAUGUCCGCAAUGCUUCCCUACGAUCCGGCCACUGUUGCUUCUACAUUCCGCAAGUCAUUCGAACGUUCCCUCGGGUCAGCGGAAAAAGCUCAACUGGUAAUGACGGAGUAUGGCAUCCGCGAGGAGUCGGAUGGACAAGAGGCCUAUGACCGGAUAUUGACAUUUGUCACUGACCUCUGCUUCUUCCUACCUAUUCUACACUACGGAAACUGCUGGUCUGGCCAGGCCUAUCUGUACAAUUUCAACGAGCCCAACCCCUGGGACGGACGCUGGAGUGGCCGCUCCAACCACAUCCUCGAUGUGGCCUUUCUGUUUCAAAACUACAACGAGCGGCUGUCCGAGCCCCAGCAGGCCGUGGCUAUCCAGUUUGCAGAGGAUCUCAUCACCUUCGCUCAUGGUGGGGACCCGUGGAAGCCAUUCAAAUGGGAGACCAAGGAUCUGCAUGUUCGGGUUUACGGAGGGCGCGCGGCGGAGACCGCGGGCAAAGUUCAGACCGUGCUGGCUCCCGAGCCUCGGACUGAGCGCAGCACCUCAAUUUUGACCCUUACGGCGACGAUUCCCGCCGACGACUUGUCGCGAGCUUGGGGUGUGUUUUUGUCUGGGCAUUAG
This is a messenger RNA of Aspergillus tubingensis, 1614 nucleotides long. Its product is annotated as putative carboxylesterase. The record is from RefSeq and is a predicted model, not a curated record. The transcript has 5 exons. Lineage: Eukaryota; Fungi; Ascomycota; Eurotiomycetes; Eurotiales; Aspergillaceae. Bases 1 to 1614 code for a protein of 537 amino acids.